CCACCCCCAGUCUAUAGCCCCGGGCCCUCGAAGUCUCUGCACUGCCCUGAUGUCCGAUGCAUAUACUACACGUGCGUAUACUAUAGCAUAUUGUGAACACAUUAUACAUAAAUCGCUGUGUAUGUUUCUUUUAAAUGUAAAAAACUGGUUUGACACUGUUCACAUAUGGUAGACUUAAAUUAUACAUAAAUUAAAUAUAAAUAGGAAUAUUGUGUUGAUUUUCUCUUUUAAUUAAACAAAUGCCAUUUCCAGCAUGUUACUCUUAUUUAAUUAAAAGACCCCUAUUAGAUAUCUAUUCAAAGACCGUACGGUUCAUGUACCUACGUGACACAUGGCCAUCUGUGACGUGUAACCCGAGCGCUGCCCGUAGCGAAUAGGUGCGGCGGGGUGGGAAGGGUUAAGGAGCGGCAGAAAAACUCGGCUCGGCGGCGGUAAUUAUCAGAUGCUCCUCUACUGAAUGACUGGCGAAGAACAAGGAGGAUGAAAGGAAAAGAUAUGGAGUAUUUUUUCAGACGGAAGAGAGUGCUGAAAACACUAAUAAGCUUGAUUUUAGCUUUUGGUACGUUGUUAAUGUUUCAAAAGCUCAAGCUGGUGGAAAACAACGUUAAGGAAAACCUCAUGAAAAGCAAAUAUGCCGCUGGGUUCUUGGACAUACAAAGCGAUUUAUUUAGAAGUGCUUUGGGAAACAAUUCGCCACCGGGACUGGGGGAGAAAUUUCCUGCGGAGCGCGCGUCUGUUUCCAACGCGACCCAGGCUGCAUGGGAUGUGAACACAAUUAACUGCAGUGAGAAUGUAGACCUAAAGGAAAAAGAGUGGUUUCAGCGACUGGAACCCAGAUUUCACCAAUUUGUGUUGCACAGACACUGUAGGUACUUCCCGAUGCUGAUUAACCACCCGGAGAAGUGCCAGACUGGAGACGUGCAUCUACUGAUGGUGGUAAAGUCGGUUAUAGAGCAACACGACAGACGAGAAGUAGUACGAAAGACCUGGGGAAAGGAACGGACAAUCGAUGGUAAAAUCAUAAAAACGCUAUUUCUACUAGGUACCCCCUCUGCAGGAAAAGAUACAAGAAACCUACAAAAACUGAUCGAUUAUGAGGAUCGGCUUUAUGGAGAUAUCUUGCAAUGGGAUUUUAUAGACACCUUUUUUAAUUUGACUCUGAAGGAGGUCAAUUUUUUGAAAUGGUUCAAUAUUUAUUGUUCUCGGGUGAAGUUUAUAUUUAAAGGUGACGACGACGUAUUUGUCAACACUAAUAACCUAAUGGACCUUAUUGAUUUUAAGACAGAAGAGAGAAAGGUACGCAAUCUGUUUGUUGGGGACACUAUUUCAAAAGCAAUUCCCAUUAGGAACCGGCAGAGUAAGUAUUACAUACCAAGAGAACUGUUCGACAAACCCUACCCGCCCUACGUAGGUGGCGGUGGAUUUGUAAUGUCAGGUCAGUUAGCGCAAAGGUUAUUUGCAGCUUCCGAAGACCUGGAGCUUUAUCCCAUCGAUGACGUGUUCCUGGGAAUGUGCCUGCAAAGGCUGCACCUUUCCCCAGAGAUGCAUGCGGGAUUCAGAACCUUUGGCAUAAUGAAACGCCAAGUCAGUCCCAUGAAUAGCGACCCGUGCUUUUACAGAAACCUCAUCGUAAUCCAUAAACUGGGCCCACAGGAGUUGCUUAGAAUGUGGAAUAUUGUGUACAAUAAAAAACUUAUUUGCGCCAAAAAAGUAAUACUUUCACUGUGAACCUUUUUUUGUAAGGGAUCCCUAAAGGAAUACAUCGUUCAUAUUUUACUGGAAUGCCAUAAGCUCAUUGAUGGAAUUAUAGUUUGUUAUAUAAGUUAUUGACUGGUUGUGGUUUUAUUGCACAUUGUACACGUUGUAUUUGCUGAAAUCCAAUGUCUUUGUCUGUACAUUGAAAUGUUCGUUAGAUAAAUAAACAUACUUUUGCUAUAACUACACACUGUUGAUGGAAUUUGAAAGGGCUGCGUUGAAAAGAGUGUGUCACGGGACGCUACGCUUACGACGCGUUUGAACGGAGAUCAGUCGUCAUGUAUUUCUAACGCCAACGCUUUUGAACUUGUUAAAUUCAGAACCGCAAGUGCAAUUUCUUAAGAUAACUGUAAGAAGACAUGUUCCUCAAAAAAGACUUCUAAAUGUAAAACUUUUUGACGUAUAUGACAGAUAACCUGGACAAUAGCUAUUGUCACGUAUAAACAUGUAUUUCGCACACCAA
This is a messenger RNA of Paramormyrops kingsleyae, 2218 nucleotides long. It is a transcript of the gene b3gnt7l, whose product is annotated as UDP-GlcNAc:betaGal beta-1,3-N-acetylglucosaminyltransferase 7, like. NCBI's taxonomy places the organism in Eukaryota, Metazoa, Chordata, Actinopteri, Osteoglossiformes, Mormyridae. Gene Ontology annotation, molecular function: hexosyltransferase activity; UDP-glycosyltransferase activity. Gene Ontology annotation, biological process: protein O-linked glycosylation; poly-N-acetyllactosamine biosynthetic process. Gene Ontology annotation, cellular component: Golgi membrane. The record is from RefSeq and is a predicted model, not a curated record.